AUGUUCUACUAUCCCAAUGUGCUUCAGCGCCACACGGGCUGCUUCUCCACUAUCUGGUUGGCAGCAACGCGUGGCAGCCGAUUGGUAAAGCGUGAAUACCUGAAGGUGAAUGUGGUAAAGACCUGCGAGGAAAUCCUCAGUUAUGUGCUGGUACAAGUGCAGCCCUCGCAGCCCGGCCUGCCGCGCCCCCGCUUCUCCCUCUAUCUCUCAGCCCAGCUCCAGAUUGGGGUGAUCCGGGUCUACUCACAGCAAUGCCAGUACCUCGUAGAGGACAUCCAGCACAUCCUGGAGCGCCUGCACCGAGCCCAGUUGCAGAUCCGAAUAGAUAUGGUCGAGGCUGAGCUCCCCAGCCUGCUGCUUCCUAACUGCCUGGCCAUGAUGGAAACCCUGGAAGAUGCUCCAGACCCCUUUUUUGGGAUGAUGUCUGUGGAUCCCAGGCUUCCCAGCCCCUUCGAUAUACCUCAGAUCCGACACCUUUUGGAGGCUGUGACCCCAGAGAGAGUCCCUGAGGAGACCCCUCCCGAAGUCCCCAUAGAGCCUGGGAAGCCAGACAGGACCCUGGUCACUGUGCUGACUCCGGAGGCCAUCACCCUCCAGGAAGCAGAGCCCAUACGCAUGCUGCAGAUCGAUGGUGAACGAGACCUCCCAGAGGUUAGCCGUCGAGACUUGGACCUGCUCAUUGCUGAGGAAGAUGAAGCUAUCUUGUUGGAGGAACAAGUGUCCAAGGAGGAACCUCGAGCCCCAGAAGUGGAAACUAUCGUUCCCCCUCUGUCACCUCUAGCUCUUCCACAGGUGGAAGAGGCUGCAGAGCCACUUCCAGGCCAGGUCCUGGCCCCAGAGGAGGUGAAGCCAGCAGCCUGGGAGCCGGAGGCCCUGCUUGCUGAGGUGACGCCCCCGCCCCCGCAGGAGCUGCGUCUCCCAGCCCCACUCAGCCCAGAGAGGAGGCCCCCAGCCUCCCCACCUGCUCGCCGCCGCCGCAGUCGCCGCCGCCAGUUAUUGUUCUGGGACAAGGAGACUCAGAUCUCCAGGGAGAAUUUCCAGAAACAACUGCAAACCAGAGCUCAUUGCUGGGAGUGUCCGAUGGUGCAGCCCCCUGAGAGGAUCAUCAGAAGCCCCACAGAGCUGUUUCAAACCCCAACUUACUCUGGCUGGCUACCCCCAGAACUGCUGGCUUUCUGGACCCGCUGUGCCCAGCCACCCCCAAAAGCACUCAGACGAAUGCCCCUGGAGCCUGAAGAGGAGGCUGCCGAGAGGGAGGCAGCAGCUGAGGAGGAAAGGAGAAAAAUGGAAACCCCGAGUGAUAUCGAGGUCCUGAGGGAGGCCCAAGAGCCCAGUGGGCCCCUUAUGCUGUCUUCAGAGCUCUCCAUAGAAGCAGCUGAGGAGGAGAAGUCUCACAUCAGCCUCAUUCCCCCGGAGGAGCGAUGGGCCUGGGCUGAGGCGGAGCAGCCAGAGCCCCCUGUAUUGCCUGUGGUGCCCGAACUCCCCGAGGUGCCCAUGGAGAUGCCUUUGGAGCUGCCUCCGGAGGCAGAGCUGCUCUCACUUGAGGCUGUGUACAGGGCAGUGGCACUGGAGCUGCAGGCCAACAGGAAGCCAGAUUUCAGCAGCCUAGUGUCACCUCUUAGCCCUCGCAGGAUGGCUGCCCGGGUCUUCUACCUGCUCCUGGUGCUCGCAGCCCAGCAGAUCUUUCGCAUGGAACAAGAGAAGCCAUACGGGCGCCUCCUGAUCCAGCCGGGGCCCCGAUUCCAAUGUGGUUAGAACAAUUUAGAAGCUGCCAAGAAACCAGC
Messenger RNA from Myotis myotis, 1784 nucleotides. It is a transcript of the gene REC8, whose product is annotated as REC8 meiotic recombination protein. The transcript is spliced from 19 exons. The record is from RefSeq and is a predicted model, not a curated record. Gene Ontology annotation, biological process: mitotic sister chromatid cohesion; synaptonemal complex assembly; replication-born double-strand break repair via sister chromatid exchange. Gene Ontology annotation, molecular function: chromatin binding; protein binding. Bases 1 to 1755 code for a protein of 584 amino acids. Lineage: Eukaryota; Metazoa; Chordata; Mammalia; Chiroptera; Vespertilionidae. Gene Ontology annotation, cellular component: cohesin complex; synaptonemal complex.